AAAUUUAGUGACCUUUUCUGCUUCGUGCUUAUAGAUAAUGGCGUAGUUCACCUUGCUGAUACGCAAACGAAUCUUGUUCAAUAUUGUACACAAAUGCACAAACAUACUUCUUAUUCAAUGCUCUGUACUUGUUUAAAUGUUAUAGCAGCAAGAUAAUAAGAAAGUGUGGUAUUUCCAGCUUAGAUUUUGUAACAGAUGUGUAGCACUUUGAAGAUGUGCUUCGAUACUUCCGAAAUAGCAUGUACGAAAGCGUAACAAUAAGCUUGAAUUAAGUGCGUUAACGUUAUCUCUUCGGGUGUCUUGGUUGGCUUUUUGUUUCCUUAAAAUGCUCCUAGAUUGUAGAUCAAAGCGUGUUUAUGUUUUGAGAUUGUUUUAAGAUAUGCCUUUCUUGUGCAAAUCUGGUGAUGUUUGUUUACAUUUCUUUCUCUGUGUGUGUGCCGACCUCUGUAUCGAGACAGAGCUUCUUCCUUGUUUGAUGCAAACGGGAGAGGAAAGAGUAUCAUUUAUUAAUAAUGCACUUCUGAAAAUAUCCUCAGCGCCGAUAUUUAUUAACAUAUUGUAAAGAUACAGUUAUACCUUUAAAUAAAACGACUAUAAUUUAUCCAUAUAUUAAUUAUUUAAAAUCCUUAGUCUAGACUAAGUCUAGUAAAAAAAUCGUAAGUAGAUAGUAAAUGCUACAAACAAGCAACAAAAUAACUAAAAUAAAAUGCAUUUCCUUAAAAUACUCUUUGAAGAUAUUCUUUCGUUUAUCGUUCAAUAAUUUACAAUAAGUAUAUAGCAUUAUUUUGCAUUUUCCAUUGUUCGCAAUAUGUCUGUAUUGACCUUGAAUGUUACUCGUAGUUUUAGCGGAUUUUGGACUAUAUUUAUAGUUUGCUGGAGUUCAAAUAUCGGCAGCUUAAAUUACAUAGUAUCAGGGUAAAUCUUGCUGGGAAAUCUCAAACGAAAACGGCAAAGAAAUUAACAAAAGAGUACUUUUAUAUGCAGAUGUAGCUAAUUGUGUUGACUCGAAUUUCCGGUAUUCGUUAGAACGUGAAUGUAUCUCAUUCACAAAAUAACAUCAUCGUAAACCCGAUAGUGGAUUGUAAUAAUUCAUCUUGUAGAAGUAUUUGUACAGGAAAUGAUAUUAUUGCUACUUAAGUUGGUGUUUAUAAGUAAAAUGAAGCAGUUUAAGGAAAGUUUUGUAAAUUUAAAACGAUUUUGAGUUCUGCAGGUGCAUUCUGGCCGAUGUUAUAAAAAAAUACCGCUGAAUAUAUUUGGCGUCUAACAAUUUUGAGCCCUUCUCGGGGGUUCAUUUUCUUGUUUAUUUAUCGUCGGGCUUUUAUUAUUUGCAAAGUUUUCACGUCUUUUGAAAGUGCUUGAAGCAGUCGCGAUGGAUAUUUGUACAGACUGGUCGUUAUACUAGCCGUAUCAUGUCUUUAGUGACUAUCGAACGCUCAAGUUCGUCAGAUAAUUUAAGUCAAAUAAGUGGAGAGCGAGUCGAGUCGGACGAUGAUCAACUUGACAGCGCACUAUCUGAAGAAGUCUUUACUCGCUCUAGGACUCUGUCAAGUGUUGAAGGAUUUUUUGCGUCAAAAGGAGCUGCAUAUGCGAUUCCUGAUGGAGAUUUUGCGAGAAAAGCGUCAUUAAAAGGAGGUGAGAUUCAGUCUCAUCUUCAAGGAAUGGUGAAUCUAAUACGAGAUGAGGACACAAUGAGACUGGUUGUUAAAGUUGAAAGCGAGGCAAAAUACUCUCGCUAUUUAUGCAUCGUAACAACAUAUGGUUUGUUGGAGGAUGAAGAGAGUGUUAUUCUUGGCAUUGAUUGGAUCGAAGAUGAAGCAAAACUUGGUCUUGUAAUACCACUGUGGAGCAAUGUGAAAACAAAACUGGAUGGUGAUGGUGGAUUCGAAAUCAACACAGAACAUCGUAAUUACAUAUUCAAGCCAGUUUCCGUCCAGACAUUGUGGACUGCAUUACUGUGGAUCCAUAAAUGUCUAAAGCAGGCUCACAGAGCAAAACAUUUCAAUGGUGGCUUGUCGCAUGCCUGGCUGGAUUAUUAUCACAAUAGAAUAACAUCGCCAAGAGAAUGUAUCAAUUUCUGGGAGUCGAUGGAUGACGUAGAACUGAAAAGAGAGAUCCGCUAUUCAUAUUUUGAUCAAGUAAAAACUGACGAAGAGCUUCUGAAAGGUUCCAUAAAAAAUAAACUAAAAGAGAUUCUGACAAGAUUUGAUUUAGAGGAAGUAACAUGUCGGCAGGUCCGAGAAGCAUUAGAAGCAGAAAUGAAGAUGAGUUUGCAACACCUGAAGGGUUAUUUGGAUGAGCAAGUGUUUGUUAUUCUCGGACAAAUGGAAUCCUCUACCAAGAUUACAGAUCAUUUGUACCUGGGCUCAGAAUGGAACGCUUGUAAUCUCCAGGAACUUAAAGACAAUGGUGUUGACUACAUUCUCAAUAUUACCAAAGAAGUUGAUAACUUUUUCCCCGGAACAUUUGAGUACAUGAACAUCAGGAUUUAUGAUCUCAAGGAGUCAGAUCUUCUCUCCCAUUGGGGGAGAACAUAUCAGUUUCUUCACAAGGCAAAGGAACAAGGGUCAGCAGCUUUGGUUCACUGUAGGAGAGGCAUCAGCCGUUCCGCUUCUACGGUGAUCGCGUUCCUGAUGAAAAAAAAUAACAUGUGUUUGGCAGAUGCGAUGAAAUUUGUGAAAUCGAAGAGAAGUAUUGUCCAACCAAACUCAGGAUUUUGGAAACAACUCAUAAUCUACGAGGGAAUCUUGAGGUCUAGUAAUCACCGUCACAACAGCUUAUUUCGACGUCGUUCAAACUCGGUAGAAUCUGGUAACGUGAACAAACUCCAUCACAAGAAAGGACGCCACAAGGACGGCACUGACCAGGUCGAUAAUUCUCCCAACCGCGGGCACACACUGCCAAGAAUGAGCAACCAGGUCCCCCCAGGGGGUGAUGGUGCGGCGGAAGAUGAUAUCCUAGACUCGGCAAGCAGUAACGAGGAGGAUACCUCUUCGAACAGCAACUCUGACGAGGAACAACCCUCUACGAACAACGGCCGUAAGAUAAGACGAACUGUUUCUGAGCCCACAAUGAUGCAUUCUGUUGACGUCAUGAUGAUGUCACCGCCGGGGAAACCCCGGGCGCGAACGUUCGUCGAGAAAGGACAAUCUCCGACGAGAAUCCUCGAAGAUCUUGAAGCUGAAGAUAGCGAUGCGGUAUUGUUUGAGACUGGGGAUGAUAAGGAUGUUUUAGAGAAAGAAGAGGAAGCACGCGUUUUAGAAACAGUCCCUGAUUGUGCACGGUCAGAGCCUGGAACGAUAGAAGCAUCUGUGGACGGUGAAAAAGAAUCUGCUGACUUGUCAGAAACGCCAGGAAUGACUACGACAAAUACGGAACCACCGGCGAACGCUGGCGAAGUCAAACCGAAUGAACUUUUGAAUGAUGUAAAACAGCUUCAGUGCGAGUACGAAGACUCACCAGUUGAGGAUGCCGCACGCGAUUUAAGCCCACGCGUGGACCUCUCAAGUGCGGUCAUUUCAAGUGAAUCCCCACGCGAGGACUCCUCGCACGAUGAGCACGCAACUCCACCAAGAACCCCACGACAGCGGUCCCGCAGUAUCGGUGAAAAAUUGCUGGACAAGUUGCUUGUAAAACAAGGUAGGUCAGAGAGUUCGGACAAUUUGAAAAAAGUAAGCACUCGAGGGCGGGUGAAACGAAGAGAAAGGAAAGCUAAGUCAGAUCUACAGCUUUCUAGCAGCGGCUUUGUUAAACGACACACGCAAAUUCUGGAGGAUGAAAGAUUGUAUAGUCUGCUCUUGAACUCCAAUGAGACCCUCGCCACCCUUGCCAAGGAUUUUUGGGAGGAGAGAGGGAGUCCCGCUAUUAGCAAAGAGAAUUCGUGCGAAGAAGCGAAAAAUUUAGACUCAGAGAGUACGGUAACUUCAAUAGAGGAUUCCAAGAAAGAUUCAGAGAAACCCUCCGGAGAAUAUGGAACAAAUAGUUUUGAACCUGUGAAAUCUUCCAAAGGGGAGUGCAGUUCUGAUGGUAUGGAAAUUCCUGGAAAAGAUCAGCAGGAUUAUUCACAGGCACAAGUCGAGAAUCAUUCUAAGCAAAGCUUGUCGCAAAAUUCAGAGGACGUUUCGCAGAAAGAUUCUGAGAAUUGCUCUGGGGCAACUCGCUCGCAAGAGCUUCAAAACAUUGUUCAAGAAGUGAACGCGGAGGCGAAGCGAGAUAUAGCGACGCAAGGAGAGCCAACAAGGGCAGCGGUUGUUUCUCAAAAUGCAUUACGUCAUACUAACCAGGAUGAUGACGUCACUAUUGAUCCAAUGACGUGGAUCGAUUUAACUCAACACCGUGGUGACGUCGUGAAACGAAGAUCAGCUGCGUUUGAGAAUAAUUCGAUAGAGGAGCCUUGGGCGAGUGUGUCCCCAUCGCGUGAUAAAUCACUAUUGUCACGUGAUCGCUCGUUGGAAUCACGUGAUGAUCAUGAACAGAACGUGUGUCAAUGUCCUGAACAAGCACAAGAAACUCGUAAAACGGAUGAGUCUAAAAUGAAGGAUGGUUCUCCUAAGGAAGUUCCGAAGUUGAAUUUGAAGAUCUUGGAAGAAGAGGGUGGUUCUCCAACACAGAGAUCUAACAGUAUAACAGUCGAGGACUAUAAUUCAUGGGAGGCCUCCAGUGUGAGAGACAGAACGAUGAUACUCGAAAAUAUUAUCGCGAGAACAGGGGGUAGUUUUCCCUCACCUCGUUCUAGAGCAUUGCAGAAGAAUCUUUCCAGUUCCGAGGCGGAAACUCAGGUACAACAUGAAAUGAGCGAGUUGACUAUUAACACACUUGCAAAGCCAGACAACGAUGGUUUUUGCCAUCAGUCAUACGCUGAAGAUCAAGAUUCAACGGAUGUUGUUCCAACAGCAUCGGAACAGCCCGAUGAUGAAAAUGUGUUUGGUGAUGCUCCUGUGAAAAGCCUGGUGGAUAAGUUUGAAGUAUGGGGAUAGCGAGUAGAAAAUUGGGAUAGAUUUAGUAGGACAAUAGUUGUUCGUAAUCGUACAGGGAUACCCAUCAAAUUAAUCUCACGUAUAAUUUAUGUUUAUUUAAGCAGCAAUAUCGGUCAGAUUCCUAGGCAGUUAUCCUUACUUGUUUAUAAGUCGGUAGAGCAGUUCAAAUCAAAGUUCAGUGAAUUUUUGGUUGUUCUAUUAAUUGUCAUGAUAGUGAUUGUGGCUUUCUUAGAAAGUAUGAUUUCGGUGUCUUCGACUUCCUAGACACACUAGUGAAAAGCCUCAAAAGGGGGGAGGGAUAUCACGAGAGUUUAUACAUUCAGUAGACAAACAAGAUAAAAAAAUUCAAUUAGAGAAGAAUUAUGAAUGCAACAUCUAAAAUUUGUAAAACUGCCAUUUGUAAAAUGCCUCAUAUUGCUGUCCUGGAGGGGGCAUUAUAACCAAUCAAAUGCGAUUGAUCUAUUGUCAGAUUAGCGAAAACUAACGUUAGCGGAACAGACCUUUCUCUUAAUGACGUCAGAAAGCCUCAUGUUACACGGAGUUUGAUUGGAUGCUUAGUUUUUCGAAGCCAAUCAAAUUUCCUGUAACAUCAAGCUCUCCAUGUUUAAUUUGACGUCUUUACGAGAAAGGUAUAUUCAACUUUAUUAUCAUCCUCAACAAUAUACGUACCUAUAACAAAAAUAAUGCUUUUACAUACUACAGUAAUUUUGGAUACUUUUCUAUUUUUAUACGGAAUUUCGUAACGUAAUAGGAGAUAUAGUUAUUGAUAGUUGGUAUACUCAAUCCAUUUCAUACUAAUUGUCCUUAAUAUUUUUAUGUAAAUGAAUCAC
This is a messenger RNA of Dendronephthya gigantea, 5803 nucleotides long. Its product is annotated as protein phosphatase Slingshot homolog 2-like. Gene Ontology annotation, cellular component: cytoplasm. The coding region runs from base 1410 to 4973 and encodes 1187 amino acids. The transcript is spliced from 18 exons. Gene Ontology annotation, biological process: actin cytoskeleton organization; protein dephosphorylation; negative regulation of actin filament polymerization. The record is from RefSeq and is a predicted model, not a curated record. NCBI's taxonomy places the organism in Eukaryota, Metazoa, Cnidaria, Anthozoa, Malacalcyonacea, Nephtheidae. Gene Ontology annotation, molecular function: actin binding; protein tyrosine/serine/threonine phosphatase activity.